Messenger RNA from Laccaria bicolor S238N-H82, 848 nucleotides. RefSeq lists its product as uncharacterized. The transcript is spliced from 4 exons. Lineage: Eukaryota; Fungi; Basidiomycota; Agaricomycetes; Agaricales; Hydnangiaceae. The record is from RefSeq and is a predicted model, not a curated record. The coding region runs from base 39 to 848 and encodes 269 amino acids.
GAACAAGAACCCAAUCAACCCGCCUCUCACAGAAGACGAUGUCCGCAUCGGGACUCCAAGUCAACUACGCACAUGCCAUCGGCUUCAACUCUGUUGCAGCAGCAGUCAUAUUCGCUACCCUUUACGUUCCCCUAUUCCAUUGGUUCAUACUGCAAUCGUUCAAACACCCGACCUACGUGCAUAUUGUACUUUCGCUUUUCUGUGCUAUUCGAAUCACGGCGUUCGUCAUUCGUUCGUUGCUAGCUAGCGCCUCAUCAGCAGGAGAAAAUCUGGGUCUAUUGAUUGGAGAUGAAAUCUUAUUUGGAGUUGGAUUCUUCGGUUUACUCUACUCUGCGUAUACCCUUGUACUUGAUCGUGAACUACUCAACGACAGCCCACCACCUAGAAACCCAAUCAUCGCCCUCACACGCAAUCGCAGGAUAUUCAGAUUAGCUUUGGUCCUCGCUGUCGCCCUUGGGAGCGCGGGUACAUCCAUGUCACAAAGCUCGAGCUCUAGCACUGCGCACACCGGAAAAACCCUCCAUGUGAUCAGCACGGUCAUGUUCCUGGUGCUCACGAUCCUGCAAGCCUUGCAGACUCUUCACUUGGCAAGAUCAGAACUUUCUGGAACGUCCCAGUACAGGAAAGACAACGAAUCAUUCGGGAUGAGGUAUGGAGUAUACAUUCUCCUCCUCGUCGCCGCACUUCUUCUGGUUCGAGAAGCCUUUUCGAUGGCGACCGUUAACGACUUAUUAAAGCAAACCAACGAACAUUUCUGGUAUCCUCUGCUUGCUGUUCCAGAAAUCAUUGCCGUGGCGCUCUACGCAACGCCCGGUCUUGUUCCUCCACGCUCAGAUCUGCCGAAAUAG